This is a messenger RNA of Manis javanica (Malayan pangolin), 7787 nucleotides long. RefSeq names its product Rho GTPase activating protein 42 (gene ARHGAP42). Gene Ontology annotation, cellular component: cytoplasm. Gene Ontology annotation, molecular function: protein binding; GTPase activator activity. The record is from RefSeq and is a predicted model, not a curated record. Lineage: Eukaryota; Metazoa; Chordata; Mammalia; Pholidota; Manidae. Gene Ontology annotation, biological process: signal transduction.
GGACGUGCCGCCUGCGGCUGGCAGCGCCUGUGCCAUGGGGCUACCUACGCUGGAGUUCAGCGACUCCUACUUGGACAGCCCGGAUUUCAGGGAACGCCUGCAGUGUCAUGAGAUUGAGCUGGAGCGAACCAACAAGUUCAUCAAAGAGCUCAUUAAGGACGGCUCUCUGCUCAUCGGGGCGCUGAGGAAUCUGUCUAUGGCAGUGCAGAAAUUUUCCCAGUCACUGCAAGAUUUCCAAUUUGAAUGUAUUGGUGAUGCUGAAACAGAUGAUGAAAUUAGUAUUGCUCAGUCACUAAAAGAAUUUGCAAGACUACUCAUUGCAGUGGAAGAAGAAAGGAGGAGACUGAUUCAAAACGCUAAUGAUGUAUUAAUUGCGCCACUUGAGAAAUUUCGCAAAGAACAAAUAGGUGCAGCAAAAGAUGGAAAGAAGAAGUUUGACAAGGAAAGUGAAAAAUACUAUUCUAUUCUUGACAAACAUUUAAAUUUGUCUGCAAAAAAAAAGGAGUCUCAUUUGCAAGAGGCAGAUACACAGAUUGACCGAGAACAUCAAAACUUCUAUGAAGCAUCACUAGAAUAUGUCUUUAAAAUUCAAGAGGUUCAAGAGAAAAAGAAGUUUGAAUUUGUUGAACCACUUUUGUCAUUCCUUCAGGGUUUAUUUACUUUUUACCACGAGGGAUAUGAACUCGCCCAGGAAUUUGCACCAUAUAAGCAACAGCUGCAGUUCAACUUGCAGAAUACAAGGAAUAAUUUUGAAAGUACUCGACAAGAGGUGGAGCGGUUGAUGCAAAGGAUGAAAUCUGCCAACGAGGACUACAGACCGCCUAGCCAGUGGACGAUGGAAGGCUAUCUUUAUGUCCAGGAGAAACGACCACUUGGUUUUACAUGGACUAAACAUUAUUGUACUUAUGAUAAGGGAAGUAAAACAUUUACAAUGAGUGUUUCAGAAAUGAAAUCCAGUGGGAAAAUGAAUGGCCUUGUUACUAGCUCACCAGAAAUGUUUAAAUUAAAAUCUUGUAUCCGAAGAAAGACAGAUUCAAUUGACAAACGAUUCUGCUUUGACAUAGAAGUAGUUGAAAGGCAUGGGAUCAUCACGUUACAGGCCUUCUCAGAAGCUAAUCGUAAACUCUGGCUAGAAGCCAUGGAUGGGAAGGAACCAAUUUACACCCUGCCUGCCAUUAUUAGCAAGAAAGAAGAAAUGUACUUAAAUGAAGCAGGAUUCAAUUUUGUGAGAAAAUGCAUUCAAGCUGUGGAAACAAGAGGUAUCACCAUUUUAGGCCUCUACCGAAUAGGAGGAGUGAACUCCAAAGUUCAGAAACUCAUGAACACCACAUUUUCUCCAAAAUCCCCUCCUGAUAUUGACAUUGACAUUGAACUGUGGGAUAAUAAGACAAUAACAAGUGGGCUGAAAAACUACCUCAGGUGCCUGACAGAGCCACUGAUGACUUACAAGUUACACAAAGAUUUUAUUGUUGCUGUUAAAUCUGAUGACCAAAACUACCGGGUGGAGGCUGUGCAUGCAUUGGUGCACAAGUUGCCAGAGAAGAACAGGGAGAUGCUGGACAUCUUAAUAAAGCACCUGGUCAAAGUAUCACUACAUAGCCAACAAAAUUUGAUGACCGUCUCGAACCUUGGGGUCAUAUUUGGUCCCACUCUGAUGAGAGCACAGGAAGAAACUGUGGCCGCAAUGAUGAAUAUCAAAUUCCAGAACAUUGUGGUUGAGAUCCUGAUAGAGCACUACGAAAAGAUUUUUCAUACUGCCCCAGAUCCAAACAUUCCUCUUCCUCAGCCUCAGUCUCGAUCUGGAUCCCGAAGGACUCGAGCGAUCUGCCUCUCCACAGGCUCCCGGAAGCCCAGAGGGAGGUACACUCCUUGCUUGGCAGAACCCGACAGCGACUCGUACAGCAGCAGUGCAGACAGCACACCCAUGGGGAGCAUCGAGUCGCUGUCCUCUCACUCCUCCGAACAGAACAGCGCAACGAAGCCAGCCUCCUGUCAGCCUAGGGAGAAAUCAGGAGGGAUUCCUUGGAUUGUAUCCCCUUCACCUUCCAAUGGACAGAAAAGUCUGGGUCUCUGGACUAGUCCUGAGUCAAGUUCUAGAGAAGAUGCAGCCAAAACAGAUGCAGAGUCAGAUUGCCAGAGCGUGGCAUCAGUCACCAGCCGGGGGGAUGUUUCCCCACCCAUAGGCCUGGCCAAGAUGGGGCCUCAUGGGCCUUCAGGGCUGAAGAGAGCCUCUGCCUCCUCACUGAGAUCCAUCUCUGCAGCAGAAGGAAACAAGAGCUACAGUGGAUCUAUUCAAAGCUUAACUUCCAUAGGUUCCAAAGACACAUCCAAAGCCCCACCAAACCCAGACCUGCCUCCAAAAAUGUGCAGGAGGUUAAGGCUGGACACUGCCUCAAGCAACGGCUACCAGCGACCUGGCUCCGUUGUGGCAGCAAAAGCCCAGUUGUUUGAAAAUGUUGGUUCACUUAAGCCAGUUUCUCCCGGGCGCCAAGCCAAAGCCAUGUACUCCUGCAAAGCAGAACACAGCCACGAGCUCUCCUUCCCACAGGGGGCGGUGUUUUCUAACGUGUACCCAUCAGUGGAACCAGGAUGGUUGAAGGCAACUUAUGAAGGCAAAACAGGACUAGUUCCAGAAAAUUAUGUUGUCUUCCUCUAAUACCACUUAGUGGAUGGCAGUAUCUUCAUGGUAUCCAUGGAAAUAAAUAAGUGCUCUGAUUUUAUCUGACACAGAUAGGGGAUUAACCCACUAAAUGAAAACAGUCAAUUUCUAUUAAGUUCAACACCAGGAGAUUAUGGAGCUCCCUAUUAAUGGAAAAGAAAAAGUUUAAAUUGUUUGCCAUUCUUUUACUUUUUUGAGGGGCGGGGGGGUUCUUAUUUUAAAAUCUCGUCUUUUUAAAGUAACUUUCCCAGUGUGUCUUCCAUAACAAUUAUAGUAUCUCAAAUAUUGUGUGCUCUAUCCCAGAGAUUUGGAAACAAGAAAUCUGCCAUAAGGAUUUUGAGAUCUCCCUCACUGCCUGGCAUUCUCUGCAGAACUUUCAGAGGAUUACUUAAAAAUGUAAUUUAAAUCAUUCAUUUAGGUUUUUUUUCUUAAAAAAAUACUAUUUCUAUAUAUAUGAUUGUUUUGCUGGUCCUAAACAUUUCAAGGAAAUAAGUUUUGUUUUUCUUUUUAACAUAAGUUUGUUUACCAAGUAGGUGAUAAUACUCAAAAGCAAUAAUGUAUAUGAUGUCUGUAAAUGAAGCCAAAUUAAGUCAUACACUGAUUCCACUGUAAACACGCCGGCCAGCAUUCCAGACACCUUCCAUGGACUGAGGGCAAGGAUCAGCAAACUGUUUCUGUUAAAGAACUGAUAGUAAAUAUUGGCUUUGCAGGCCCUGUAGUCUCUAUCACAGUAUUAAAUUCUACCACUGUAGCAAAAAUCACCCAUAGACAGUAAGUAAACAAAUGAGCAUGGCUCUGUACCAAGACAACUUUAUUUAUGGACCCUGAAAUCUGAAAAUCAUAUAACUACCACAUGUCAUGAAAUAUUAUGCUUCUUUUACUUUUUCAAAUCCAUUAAAAAUUAUAAAUGUUUUUAUCUGAUGGGCUGUGCACAAACAGGCGAUGGGCCAGAUUUGACUCAUGGGGUCGUGGUUUGCUGACCCUUGGUGUAGAGGAUAUGUAAAAUUAUCUAUAUAACGGGGGGAUUUUGUGAAAUGUUACCAUAUGAACAUAUAAAUAUUGAUAAAUUGUAAACAUACACCCUCUGCUAGUAGCAUUAUAGUGGUAUCACAAAGGUAUAAUUACAAUAAUAGGAAAACAGUAUAAAAGUACUGUAUAAAGGCAUACAACUUAAAUUCUACUUGUAACAUUAAAGUAUCAGUAUUAAUAUCUGAUUUCAGCUUUUGAGAAAAUCUAUAAAUGAUAAAGACAUUUUAAGACAAAUAGAGAAGCUAUGCCUUUUAAAGUCUAUGCUUAGUUGCAACAGAAUCUAAACAUAAAGGUACAGAAUUCUUAAGUUAUUUUGAACAACAAACUUUGAAUUUGUCUCAUUAUCUUUAGCAGGAAUAAAAUCGGUAUAUGAUUUUCUAUUAUGCCUUUCAAUUUACAGCCUUUAUUAGGAAUUUCACUGAAUUCUUAGAGCAUAGAAAUACGUAUUUACUACCCACUUAUAUAAACCAUCAGCACCUGGUCAUGCACCAACCAUUACUUCUAUUUUUAUCUCAAUUGUUCUAAUGUAUUAUUCUGUAAAUAUCUGCAUGUGGCAAAAAACCUUUUUUUCAAGAUUCCAAGAAGCUGGUGAGCUGCCAUUGACUGCCACAAUCCUGGCCUGCUGGGCCGUGGUAUUUUACAUGUUCCUUCAGAGUUCUGCACUGUACAGACACUCAGGUAUUGACUGGAGAAAACUCUUUUUAUGUGAUAUUAUAGUCUAUAAUCUCAGUCUCUAUUACUUUAAAUGAAUGUUCCUAGAAUUAGCAGAUUAACGUAUAGGCACACACAUACACAGGUAUGCCUUGGAGCAUGUAUGCUUUUUAAAAUAGAAUAAAGAGUUAGGACUUGAAAGUUAAAGAGAGCAACAGUAGGCAGAGUCCGAACCAGACAUAAAAGGAAUGGAAGAUAUUUAAACUUAUAAAAAUUAGUAAUAUAAUGAAGAAAUAUGAUAAAUGGUUGUCUUUUUCUUUUACCUCUUGAUCUUUGUAUACUACAGUCAGAUGUUGCUAGAGAUUGUAGGUCUCUCGCUCCUUGGUGGCCCUUAGUUAGGAAGGUGGACACCCUGACAACCUUCUGCUGGAACGGAAGGCAGUUCUUCAGCAUACCAGUCCCUUAGUCUGAAGUUAAAACACCCUCAGCUAAAACACCCUAGCCGUCAUCUGUCAUCCUACUAGAUUAGAACCUCUUAAGGCAAAUUGAUUUUCUUUCCAUGACCAGCUUGACUCCAAAGAGAGUCAGCAUUCUACUUGACUUGCCGCUACAUAAAGAAAUCUCAACCUUCAUUUUAUUUUAAUAAAGAGCAGAGUGUUCCCGCCUCUGCGUGAGCUAAUUUCCCUGCUGCUUAGUGAGGACUGAGCGCUUUGCUGUGUAUAUAGGGCAUGGGUGAGAAUCCCAGCUCUCCUUCCUGGUGGGGAGGCAUGUAUGGUGCCAAUACUACUGUGGUCCCUUGUUGAAACAAACUAACACAAGGGCCUGUGCAAAGUGUUCUUUUGUUUGAAGUUCUCAUCUUACAGACUUGUGAGGAUGGUCUUUUUUCUUCAUGUUGAUUGCAUGUAUAAGCAAGUCAUGGCUAUGUGCUGGAGACGGCCGAAAACUGCCUUUGCCUAGACACAGAUUUCCCGUAGAUAAGGUAUUUAUGAGUACUGAAAAAAACAAGAUGUGUGCUCUAACAUGGAAAAUUAAUUAUCCGAAAAAGUAAUGCCAGUCAUUAGAAAAGGGUGACAUUCAGACUUGUUAACAACAUUUCAAAAAUGAAACCUUAGUUUUUCAGAGACAAUGCAAAGAGGUUGGAAUCGCCACAUCCACACCUUUGAAAUACACAAUGUGGGCACCCUAACUGCUGUUGAUAGACCAGUCAGUGUGCGGAGGAAAUGGAUGAGGCUCAGUCAAACAUCUCGUGUACCAUUUGAAAAUAUCUCUGAGUACAAGGCAUUUAUGUACUGAACAGGUGACUUGUGCCAUAGCGCCACCAAGUUUGUAGAAACUAGUCAGUCAACUGAAGGCUUUUUCUGUUGUGUUAAGUGUAAAUGUCUGAACAGUAAAAUAAUCUUUGUAUGUAUGUCAAGCGUGAGGACGUGCCCUAUCUCCUUGUUUGAUGUGAGUGGUUUUGCUAGUUGGUUAGCUCUGUGGGCUUUGUGAUGUGAAUGAGGGCAGCCAGGUUUCUCAACAAUGGCUUGUUCACUGACUCUUUCAGUGAUGGUGGAGAAAAAGAAAAUGUACCUUACAAUCCCAAAUUUUCCAGGUUCCCAAAGGAAAAAUAAAGAUACAUAAUGACUUUUGUUUUAUUUUUACUCUGUACUUGUUUGACACAUUGUGGCACACCUUCAAAAAAUCCACUGUGUUGUAAGGAAAAAAAGUCGGGCACCAUAAUCCUAUGAGGAUAACCCCCUGCUGACCCUCCCUCCCCCAGCCUCAUUCUUUAGGUCUGUGUCGAUGGUGGAAGGCCGCCAUGCACGUGCAUACUGGCGUGGAGGAGCCCUCAGUUUCUUCAAGCAACUUCAGUUGCUGUGUGCUCUGCAAUCAUGUUUUCAGGAUGCUUUGGUAACACUUAGAACCCUAAUUUGAUUUAUAUUUUAUUGACUUAAACCAGUUUAGGAACAAAUUUUUUUUCUCUAUUUUUAUAAUACUUUGGUAAUUUGCAGCUGUUAAUAAGACUUCACAUCUCUGGGUAGGACUCCAAAAUCACAUCUCUUGGUAAAGAGGAAAAGCAGACUUGACUUUGUCCAGAAGUUAUUUUCUUCUUGACUCAAGGUUUCCCACAUAGGAUAGAAAUUGCUAUUUACUCUUGCUGCCUGACAUUUUUUUCAUUACCUUCCAAAAUCAAAAUAUGUUUUACAAAUGAGGCCAACCUUUCUGAAGUCUCUGUUCCACAUGUCCUGUUGAUCCACAGAUUUAAUAUCAGGUAUUUAUCAACUAGUUGCAUGUCUCCUGGACACAUUCACCGUAUCUGUUGUCACCAGUAGCUCCCUGCUUCAAAAGUACAGGUUCUACUUGGUAGUAACCUCGGGCAGUCUCAGGCUUAUGAAUGGCAUGGACUUGUAGAGGAUCAGAGCAAUAAAUAGCAUUUUUCAUUUUUUUUAGGCCUGCUGCAUCCACUGUUUUAAAUAUAGAAUCUCAGUGUUGAUAGUCACAGCAAGCCACUGUUAGAAAACUGAUCUUCAUAUUCUAGACCAAUGCUUAGAAGCUUUUUCAAUGAGUUAAGGGGCCCAAGAGGUCAUCAUUUUUCUUCCUGACACUCGAAAGAGACGUCACGUUCAGGUGUUGAGAAUUUCUUCAUGCUCCCGGGAGAAAUGGAGGCUGUGUGCUUAUUGAGUCACAAAAGGUGGGGGACAUUUAUAAUUAUUGUAAGCAUAAAUGUCCUCCAUUAUCCAAGAAGGUCAUGUACAGGUCUGUAUGAGGAAUGUAAGUGCUGGGAAGAGGUAGGGCCCAAGGUGCAGAUGCCACCUUAGAUGAUCCCUUGGUCCCCUUGUCUACUAUUCACCAUCGCUUGGCAGUGUUUUCCAAGCUCUUUACUCUUCCAAGGUUGAGAGUGACCCAGCUUUGACGUGAACCUGCUCAAUCUCUUCCUGUUUUGUGUAUGGCAGCAUGUUAGAGAUUUUCUUAUCUGCCUCUUGUCUUCAGUCACCCCCUUUUAUAUGACUUAGACUUAAAAUCUGAGGUAUCACUUCAUAUUGAGGGUUGUGAUUUCAAGGGCCUUUUUGAGCUCUGGGCUGGAACCUUUACAAGUAAAUAGGGAAUUUGGCAGGGAAGAUGACUUUUUUAAAAAAAAAUUCUGAAUCCUAUUUAUAUACUGUUAAAAUUUGAGGUUCUAUAGUUUAUAUAAGAGUUGAAUAUUUAGAUAUUCUAUUUCAGUACUAGGAAUGUCUUUGUAGCCAUUAACAUGACAAAUUAAUAUAAAAAUGUCAGUAAAUUAUCAUUGAAUUUUUUGUUUAUUUUGUAGUGUUGCUGUGUUUAUCUGCACUUUGUGUAUAUAUGUACACCACACAUACACAAACAUGUAAAUAACCUGAUGUUAUUCCAAGUCUAAAUUGCCACAAUAUCUUUAAUGUAUGUUUACACUGUAUUUUAAGUUACUUUAAAAAUAAACUAUGCAAGCACA